CACCUUUCAGCGUUUAAUCAAAGCUCUCCGUCUUCCCUUUGCUUCAGGUAAUAUUUGAACGAAUUGAUUAUUAGUAGUACCAUGGGAUCCGUUGUUGAUGCUGCAAACAAGGUGGCAAGUGCAAAGAAACCUACUGUUAUUUUUGUCCUGGGUGGUCCAGGUAGUGGGAAAGGUACACAGUGUGCCUAUAUCGUUGAGCAUUUUGGUUACACACAUCUGAGUGCUGGAGACCUUCUUAGAGCUGAGAUUAAAUCAGGUUCUGAAAACGGAACUAUGAUCCAGAAUAUGAUUAAAGAAGGGAAGAUUGUACCUUCUGAGGUCACAAUCAAACUUCUGCAGAAAGCAAUUGAGGAAAAUGGUAAUGACAAGUUCCUCAUUGAUGGUUUCCCUCGCAAUGAGGAGAACAGAGCAGCAUUUGAGAAAGUUACUGAGAUUGAACCAAAGUUUGUCUUGUUCUUUGAUUGUCCUGAAGAAGAGAUGGAGAGGCGUCUGUUGGGUAGAAACCAGGGGAGAGAGGAUGAUAAUAUUGAGACUAUAAGGAAGCGUUUCAAGGUGUUUCUUGAAUCUAGCUUACCAGUGAUUCAGUACUACGAAGCUAAAGGGAAAGUUCGCAAGAUUCAUGCUGCAAAGCCCAUUGAAGAUGUGUUUCAGGAGGUGAAGGCCGUCUUUUCUCCUGAAGCUGAGAAGGUUGAAGCCUAGGCAGCAGCAUCAGUAAAGAUAUAUCCAGAUAAAUUGAUCAGAAUUUGCAGGUAGUUGGGUGGUGGCAUCUUUUACCAGGAAGCCUCUGCUUGGCCGUAUUUUGUUCCUCUAUAUAACCAUAUGAUUACUGUUGUCAUUAUUAUAAUACACAUUUUACCUACUAUAUAAUUUUUUUUGUAGUUGAUCAAAAAAAAAAAUUUUUUUUUUGUACUUGAUGAGAUUGGCUUUCUGUAAUAAUUUCAUAAAAAAUGAAUUUAUUGGAUUUUGUAAUAUAGUAGAUUGUUUACGCA
Messenger RNA from Eruca vesicaria subsp. sativa (arugula), 989 nucleotides. The record is from the annotation of a GenBank genome assembly. Lineage: Eukaryota; Viridiplantae; Streptophyta; Magnoliopsida; Brassicales; Brassicaceae.